AUGGACGGAACAGAGGAAGUGAAGGGAGGUAGUAAACGCGAACAGAGCACGAAUGAGAUUAGGGAGAUGGUUACUCCUCAACAACAGACAGCUGAAGUAGGGAACCUGCGCAUAACACAAAGUGAUGAAAUGCUGAGAGGAAAGUUGCAACGGAAAGAAGGAGAAUUCACAGGAAAUAUUUCGAUUACACCGAGAGACGAAGACUGGAUGAACACUGAAGAAUGUGUUGAAGUGCCGGUACAAGAAACAAUCCUGUCUUACAGAGAAGUCCUGAAGCCAAGGAAUGACGACAGAGAAGGGUCACAGAGAAAGGAACAACAGGAGGAGAUUUGGGAUGGCAACCUACUGUUAAACAAUGAACAGGAAUUAUUCAAGGGUGUAUCUGUCAAAGACUCAGUAGCAGGACCAAUAAUCGAAUUCUCUGAAGAAGAAAGGAGGAGACUUGCUAAAAGAUGGGAAUUUUCCCUUAUCAUCAAGUUGUUGGGAGGUACGAUGGGUUUUAUGCGGAUGAGGAGACAUAUCCAAACCAUGUGGGGAAAAGGUGGGAAUGUAGAUCUCUCAGAUAUCGGUAACGGGUAUAUGAUAGCUACCUUCCAAAACAUAGAUGAUUAUUACUUCGCGAUUGAGGGCGGGCCAUGGCUGAUCCAAAAUCACUACCUGACAGUUCAAACAUGGAAACCUAACUUCAACCCCUGGAAUGAAAAGAUUCAAAGGGUGACUGUAUGGGUUCGGCUUCCUGGAGACUAUUAUGACAAGAAAUUUUUCUUCCACCUGGGGAAUAAAAUAGGGAAAGCGAUCAAGGUUGAUGAAAUGACCUACCUAAGAGCUCGAAGAAUGUAUGCCAGAAUGUGUGUAGAAAUUGACCUGAAUGCUCCACUUCUUCCAGCGUAUACAGUGGACGGAAACAGAUUGAAGAUAGAGUAUGAAGGACUCCAUAUGAUCUGCUUUGUCUGCGGAAAGUUCGGCCAUGAUUCGACACACUGUCCAUCUAGGAUAAACUAG
Messenger RNA from Neltuma alba, 1002 nucleotides. RefSeq lists its product as uncharacterized. The transcript has a single exon. Bases 1 to 1002 code for a protein of 333 amino acids. Gene Ontology annotation, molecular function: nucleic acid binding; zinc ion binding. NCBI's taxonomy places the organism in Eukaryota, Viridiplantae, Streptophyta, Magnoliopsida, Fabales, Fabaceae. The record is from RefSeq and is a predicted model, not a curated record.